Messenger RNA from Catharus ustulatus (Swainson's thrush), 1274 nucleotides. It is a transcript of the gene SPX, whose product is annotated as spexin hormone. NCBI's taxonomy places the organism in Eukaryota, Metazoa, Chordata, Aves, Passeriformes, Turdidae. The coding region runs from base 78 to 428 and encodes 116 amino acids. The record is from RefSeq and is a predicted model, not a curated record. Gene Ontology annotation, cellular component: cytoplasm. Gene Ontology annotation, molecular function: neuropeptide hormone activity. The transcript has 6 exons. Gene Ontology annotation, biological process: positive regulation of gastro-intestinal system smooth muscle contraction.
CCUGGACAUGCAGGAAGGAGAUCUUGUGACACAUCACCCCGAGGAAGGAAGACUGAAGGUCGGUCACUGAGAUAAGCAUGAAGGGGCUGCAGAAACUCACAGCAUCUGCCCUGGCCUUGCUCCUGGCAGCAUCCUUCAUCGCCUUCUCCUGGAGUGCCCCUCAGGCUCAUUUCCAAAGAAGAAACUGGACUCCUCAGGCCAUGCUCUAUUUGAAGGGUGCACAGGGACGUCGCUUCAUCGCAGAUGAGAGCCAGAGGAAGGACCUGUAUGACAGAGUGCAGCUUGAUACACGCAGCCAUAACACAAAUCCUUUAUCUCUUCCUGAAGCUGCUGCACUGUUCCUCACUGCCUUACAGAAAGCACAAGAAGUGGAAGAAGAAAACAGUGACCACCCUGGCUACUUGACAGACAAUCUUUCAAACUGGUGAAAUUAUUUAAAAUGUGUUUAACAUUUGUACAGCUUUGAGCCUGAAAGCAUAACUUGUGCAAGUAGAGUGUUUCAUCCAUUCUCACUGAGGUUCCCAAAGGGUGAGGUGUUUUGACAGUGCAAAAUUUUGAAUCCAAAGGCAUUAAAAGGUACCAGUUCAGAUAAGGAAAGCAUCUGUAAAGUUCCUGUUUUCUUUAGAGCAUUUUGUAUGUCCCAUCUGAAAUUUAAAACGUAUGGUACCAUCUCACCUGAAAAGAUGGUUAAAACUCUUUUUUUGGACAACCACUUCAUUAAAAAGUUUUUCAAUUGUCAUUGGGAAACCUUUUACCACCUUCCACUUAGCUGAAUAUUGAAGCUUUUUAAACUCUGAUAAAGACAGAUUCCAUUACCACUUCAUUGGUGGCCCUGUAAGAUGCUGAUGGUCAAAAAAUUCAGUGAGGUAUAAAAACAUUGCAGCUAUCUGCAGCUGCAAAGCUGGUGAAUUUUGGUUUUGUUGGGUUUUUUUUGUUUUGUUUUGUUUUUUUUUUCUUUUUUUUUUGGCAGAUAUCAGUCAGCACAGAGAAUAGGCAGCAGCAUUUAUUGCCCCAGUUCACUCCUGCAGAAAUACUCUGCAGUAUUCAAUAAUCCUACUGAGCAAGUCCCAGCACACAAAGGCAAUUUAGGGACAUGUCUUGCACUAUCAGGGCCUCAUUUACAACUGCAUUGUGAUUGUAUUUUUUUUUUCUGAGUUACAGAACUGGAAUUAUGCAUAAAUCUAUUAAUUAUCAUUUUAUGCUGAUAAGGAUGUAUUAUUUAUAUAUUUCUGUGGUCUUACUGGAAAGCCCUCUGUACUUCUGAUGUAAUUAAA